Molecule: messenger RNA, 740 nt
Organism: Sarcophilus harrisii (Tasmanian devil)
Lineage: Eukaryota; Metazoa; Chordata; Mammalia; Dasyuromorphia; Dasyuridae
Product: wiskott-Aldrich syndrome protein homolog 1-like
Exons: 2
Coding region: 5-559 (184 amino acids)
Source: RefSeq, a predicted model, not a curated record
CGUUAUGUGCGCGGAUCUGGAGAGAGCGUGGGCGCGGGUGGGCGGGGAGGGCUCGCGCUCUGUUGGGCUCAGCUCCAGGCUCGGGUCACGUCACGUCACGUCACGUCGCUCGCUCCCUCCCCCGGCGGCGGCGGCGGCGGCAGCAGCCCAGAGGCCCCAGCGCCCUCUCCCCUCCAAAGCGCCCGUUCUAUUCUGCCAGCGGAGCUUCUCGCUACGGCCUUAUAAUGUGCCCGGGGCGGGAGCAUGCGCGGGGGGCGGAGCUUCCCCGGCCGCUCCGCCCCCUUGCACCCCCACCUCCGCGCCCCCGCCCAGAGCGGCUCACACGUCCACACGCACCCUCCCACGAGUCUCCCCACGGCCCCGCCACGUGAUCCCGCUUACUGCUCUGCGUGGACUCCUCCGCGGAGGAAGGACACCCCAGCCUCCAGACGCCGCCUCCCCCUCCGAACGCGGAGUCGCUUCAGUCUACACCAGCCGGACCCCGGAGUUUCCCCUCGCCGCGUUGGAUGCUCCGGGCCAGCAGGACUUCCUCGAGAAUGAACGAGUUACAGUGAGAUGAGCCAGAUCAGUUCCACUUGUUCAAUAAUGAAGAGAAGCAGCUACACCCAGAGAAAGAACUCCGGGAAAUGAGGGCGAACCACCAGAUGGCAUUUCCACUCCCUCCGUUUUUGUUUUUGAUUUCCUUCUCGGGUUAAUUUUACCUUACUUCUAAGUCUAUUUUGUGCAGCAAAAUAACUAUG